This is a messenger RNA of Exophiala oligosperma, 1414 nucleotides long. RefSeq lists its product as uncharacterized. The record is from RefSeq and is a predicted model, not a curated record. The transcript is spliced from 2 exons. NCBI's taxonomy places the organism in Eukaryota, Fungi, Ascomycota, Eurotiomycetes, Chaetothyriales, Herpotrichiellaceae. The coding region runs from base 74 to 1414 and encodes 446 amino acids.
GUCGUCUCGUAUACGGCCUUGGCCUCAUCUGCCAGAGUGAUUUUGAGGGCCAACGAUAAAAAGACAAAAGAAAAUGUCGUUUGGCUUCUCAAUCACAGACUUCAAGGAGGUCAUCAAGUUAUCGUGGGAUCUGUACGUCAGCCUAAAGGAAGGGCCGGAAGAGAUCAAGAACAUCGCGCGGGACUUGGCGACAAUCUACGGAGUCCUCAACCACAUUCACGACGACAUCAGCGGGGACGACUCGGCCAUCAAGGCCCACGGCGAGGGAAGAGUGAAGAUGCUACAGACAAUGACGCUGAAACUCAAGGCCACGCUCGACGAGGUGCAGAGGUUGGUCGACAAAUUUCGGCCCAUGGCAGCAACGUCCAAAAUCCCCGAGCAACUCUGGAUCAAGGUGAAAUGGGUGGCUGGACAAAAGAGGAUCAAGCGGAUUCACCAAGACAUCUCGUUCCAUAUCUCGAGUUUCAACCUCUUGAUGACGUCCAUGGGCAAUUCCUCCCUCCGAAGAAUCGAGGCGGGGCUGCAAGAGAUGCGCUUUGAUUCACACAAAGGCUCCGAGUCACUCAAGUCAGCUCGUACAAAUACUUGGACAACGGAAACAACAGCGCGAGAUGAUGACCAGGAUGGCGACGUCGACAACGAGGUGGAAGUCGACGAUGAAGACGUUGAAGAUGACCAGAGGAUGGUACCAGCCCCUUCGCCUCAGUCAAACGGACAUCAGAGAAAGCCGCGCUCGCCACCUACCGGAACAGCAAAUACACCUGCACAAGAUGUCAAUAGUGAUAACGGAGUACCGUUCAACUGGCCCAAGGGUUUGACUCCAGCCGUGACGUUGCGGUCUCCCGAGUUUGUGGCCCGAAUCGAGUCUCUAUCGACCGGAGAACAAAGUCAACUUGCAGAAAUCAUUUUCGCAAAUUGCCGCACAGCAUGCUUCGAUUUCUAUCGCAAUAACGCUCUCUGGCGCGCCAAAUUUGCCACGUCAGACACUUCGCAUGAUCGCAGGCUUUUCGAGCUUGAUAAUGGCACCUUUCCGAAGACGCCGAACGAUCUUGAUUUAGUUCAAUGGCUGCUUAAGAUCAGAUAUACCACGUCGUCGAUCGCGCCGCCGGAUGCGGUCAGUACGAUGGCGUUCUGGGAUUACAACGGGAUGCAUUCGACGUUUGCAUGGUCGACGAGAAUCCCGGCAUUGAUUGAUGUGUUUGAUAAAAUCGACACCGACGUCUUCGAGGAGUGUUUGUUGUGCAGUAUUCAUUUAUGUCAGCAUUUACAGGCCUGGAAUGCUGCAGGCCGAUUGAAGGCCCUCUGGAAAAUGAUCCACACAUCCUCAUUGCCAUCAAAGGAGGAUUGGUGGAAGAUCCUGGCCAAGCUGGAGCCGGGAUCGUCCACGGCCCAUGCAAUGGUCGGUGUCCGUUGA